UGCCGUGAAGGUACUUCGCGUUACAAGGCAAACGCGUGAGUGAGCACGAAACUUUACAUCUCUGUGCGCGAUCACAUAAAUACUUACGACGAUCAUGAGCGGGCCUCAGUCGAAGAAAACGAAGAUCAUGAGUUCGUUGAACCAGUUAAAGGAUCUCACCACGGUUGUCGCCGACACCGGUGACUUUCAAGCUAUGGAGCAAUUUAAGCCCACUGACGCAACAACAAAUCCAUCAUUGAUUCUCGCUGCCGCUAAUCAAAAGAAAUACGCUCAUCUGAUUGAGAAAGCUGCUGAAUAUGGAAAAAAAUCAGGAUCUACUUUGGCUGAGCAAGUUGAAGCAGCUCUCGAUAUCAUUUGUGUGCUGUUCGGAAAAGAGAUCUUAAAUAUAAUACCGGGGAGAGUUUCCACGGAAGUAGACGCCAGAUUGUCCUUUAAUAAAGAAGCCAGCAUCGAGAAGGCGAAAAGAUUGAUUGCUCUGUACGAAGGACUUGGAGUAAGCAAGGAACGCAUCUUGAUCAAGCUGGCAUCGACUUGGGAAGGCAUCCAAGCUGCAAAAGAAUUGGAAGAAAAAUAUGGAAUUCACUGUAAUCUGACACUGUUGUUCUCCUUUGCGCAAGCUGUUGCGUGCGCGGAAGCUGGUGUCACUCUUAUUUCGCCAUUUGUUGGCAGAAUUCUUGACUGGUAUGUGGCAAAUACCGAUAAAAAGUCUUAUGAAGGUAAAGAAGAUCCAGGCGUUGUUUCCGUAACGAAAAUUUACAAUUAUUACAAGAAGUUUGGUUACAAGACAGUUGUGAUGGGUGCUUCGUUCAGAAAUGUUGAUGAAAUCAGAGAACUCGCUGGGUGCGACUUGCUUACUAUAAGUCCUAAAUUACUAGAGGAAUUGGAAAAGAGCAGCGAGCCUGUUGAUAAAGUUUUAAGCGUGGAGACAGCAAAGAAAUGUGAUCUGCAGAAGAUUAGUUUAGACGAAGCCGAAUUUAGAUGGCUUUUGAACGAAGAUCAAAUGGCAACCGACAAAUUAUGCGAAGGCAUUCGCAAAUUUGCAGCGGACGUACGCAAGCUUGAGAAGCUACUGCAAGAAAAGAUUCAAGAUUAAAAUGGAGAAUUUUGCGUUUUAUGUAUCGCGACAUACAAUAUUUUUCAAGGGCAUAAUAUUAAAUGUACAAAUACAUUCCUACUGUUUAUGUUUGUAAAAUAAUUGUAAAAAAAAAAUAAUGUACGUUAACUACAUUAGUAUAUUAAGUGGAAAGAAGGAAUAAAUUGAAAUAUAUAAAUAUAUUUUUGGAAAUACAUUUGUAGGAUGGAUAAAUAAAACGUGUGCAAAACAUAA
This is a messenger RNA of Linepithema humile (Argentine ant), 1327 nucleotides long. RefSeq names its product transaldolase (gene Taldo). Lineage: Eukaryota; Metazoa; Arthropoda; Insecta; Hymenoptera; Formicidae. Gene Ontology annotation, cellular component: cytoplasm; intracellular anatomical structure. Gene Ontology annotation, molecular function: transaldolase activity. Gene Ontology annotation, biological process: pentose-phosphate shunt, non-oxidative branch; carbohydrate metabolic process; pentose-phosphate shunt. The record is from RefSeq and is a predicted model, not a curated record.